Molecule: messenger RNA, 2939 nt
Organism: Macrobrachium nipponense
Lineage: Eukaryota; Metazoa; Arthropoda; Malacostraca; Decapoda; Palaemonidae
Source: RefSeq, a predicted model, not a curated record
AAACGUGAUACUGAAUGAAGUGACUGUGCGAAUUACACAUGGCAGCUCGUCAAUCGCGUGUUUGGUGUUAUUUUCAAUAAACUGACUGUAUAUUCUGCUUACUGGGACCCGAGAAUUGACAUAUGACGUGCAUGUUCCAUUUGAGCGGUCUGUCUUGUCUAUACGGCGGAUGCCGUUAGGAGAUAAUCAGUUGCUGUUGAGCGCCCAGACAAGGGAAGCGCAGUGAGUCAUACCAUGAUAGUCACUAAAUCUUCUGCGCUUGUACAAAGUGCGUUACAUCCAACGGCACUUUCCUGUGACACCCAGUAUUGCUAGUGCAAAUGUGAAAUUUGUGAACAGGUAACAUUUAAGGCAAAGUUUUACCGUUAAAUAUUUUGCCUCCACUUGUGAAACAUACUCAGCAUUAUCAGGUGCAUUUUGAAAAGUUUCUGUAAGACAGUGAGUUCUCAAAGUAAAUAUUCUGUUGAUGCCAGUGCUGACGUAUUUUGGGAAAAUAUGGACACCGAAGCAUUAAAUUGUUCAUAUAUCCUGUGGAAUCUCAGUGUUGUUAUGUGGCAUGGCUUCGUCAGGCUCAAAUAUUUCUCCAGAAGCGCUAAGAAAUUUCAGGCAUCACUAUUUUGUGACACACUGGGGAAAGAAAGUGUUGUUCUUGAUAUAUAACCUUAGUUUUCUCCAUGGGCAACACAAGACCAUCUACGAGAUUCUCAGUGGUAAUGGAGUACGACUUACGAAGAAAGGACCUUUUAAUCCCCAGGAAAUAAAAAAUCUAACAGAUAGGCCUCCAGAAGCUUUGGACGUCACAUUACUAAAUAAAAUCUGUCAAACUCUUUGGCAGAAACGGGUGAAUGAUCCUGGUGAUGAACUUAAAAAACUAGUGAAAAAGAUAAAAGAUGAGAGAAACUUUGUUAGCCAUGAAGCUCCCGAUCUCUCAGACACAGAUUUAGAAAAGAAACUCAAAGACUUUCAAGCAAUGCUCAAGGAAACCCUUGAUAAAACCAAGUGUUACUUUCCGUGCCAUAGUUGUGAAAUUGACCAACUGAAUGCAGAGAUCAAAGUUGCUGUUACAGAUCUGCUUAGAAAGAUCCGAGAGAAAUAUGAUCCCUCAAACUCAGAGGAUGUACGGAACCUUAAAGACGAAAUGGCUGAAUUCUGGAGUGUGUUUUCUGAAGAUAUACAAAAUUUUUCUCGAGAAGAAUUCCUGUCUCUGUAUGGUCGCCUCUGUCAGAUUUUGCCCUUUGACUGGCUAGUUCAGUAUGGUAUUAUGGAUCCAUGUACCAUCAUGAUUCCCUUAAAGAUGGAGCUUGAUAAGGAAUUUCAUGGUUGUCGCCAAGGCAAUGAAGGUAUCAUUGUAGAUCAAACAGAUAUUCUCACAGCUCAAGGCCCAAUGGGAACAAACCCUGAAGUUGUGAUUAUAUCUGGUGAUGCAGGUUCAGGAAAAACUACAAUUCUCUGUUCUAUUGUAGAAAAAUGGCAUAAAAAGAUAGUGGAUAUGACAGGACUCUCUUCCUUCCAAACUUUACUAUACAUGCAGUUUAGGAAUCAUAGCCAUGAUAACUUUGAUGCCUACCUUCAAAGCUUGGUUCCACAGACUGUAUCUCGUUAUUCUAUUAGUCAAGUGAAGUCAUCAGUUAUUAGUUCAAAAUGUCUAGUCUUAUGUGAUGGGUAUGAUGAAGGAAAUGAAAAUUCUGAAAAACUUUUUGAAGAAAUUUUAACACUUAGUUCAAAACAUAUGAAAAUUGUUGUCACAACACGUCCGGGAAAUACUCAGAGGCUAACAGAUAUUGUGAAUAAAGGACAACGUUCCAGACUCAACCUUAAAGUGUUAGGUCUUCAGAAAAACGAUUUGAAUUCUCUUACAGAAAAGCUCAUAGGCCAACUCAUGAAAGAUGAUGCCAUCCUACAAGAAGAAAUGAAAAGAGAACUGUUUGAGAAAAUAAAAGGCAUGAACACUGGAACUAACGUAAUCCUGCAGACGCCACUGUAUUUUAACCUGUUCAUUCUUCUUUACAUUGAAUGUCCAGACUUAAGGAAUGAAAUAAGUACCAGAACAUCGCUUUACUUACAAUUGAAAAAGCACAUGACCAAGAGAAUCUCCAACAAGAUAGGAAUCUCUACCGAGUCACUGAAGGAAUUUGAUGCAUUGUACAGAAAAUGGUCUCUGAAACAUUACAGCGAAAACAAAUAUGAAUGGUCUGAGACUGACGUAAUAAGCUUAAAACAGGAGAUUAGUUGUCAAGAGUUAUUUCAAAACUUUGAUGCUAUCAUGUCAUCGCAUUUCUGUAUAAAAUACACUAAAAAGCAAUUAGAGAUUGAAAAGGUAUUCUGCCACAGACACAGAAGUGAGCAGGAAUUUACAGUUGCAAGCAGUAUCUGUGAUGACAUUAUCAAAGCAAGUAGAAUGCAACAAGAAGGAAACAUUAUUCUUGAUGUGAUGCAGUCAAAAGGACUUCUGGAUGUUGAAGAUGGAAUGAAAAAAAGUCAUCAAUUUUCUAAAUUAAAAGAUAUCAUAUCUUAUAUACCAGGAAUACUGCACAGCUCAGAGAAAGAUGUGUUAUACAAAAUAAUAAAUAACAUUCACGAAAUAUGUGUCUCAUACUGUGUCCCUUUUGAGACAUAUGAUGAACUGUUGGUACCAUGCAUUGAAACAAGAUUAGACAAGAAAAUUUUGAAAUCACUUAUUGAACUAAUGAAAAAAACGCCUGAGAUGAACGAUAUCACUUUCAAAAGAACUGAUAGUCUUUUGGUCCUACCUUCUUUACUGUCUAAAUUGAGGCCUGGAAACAUUCGAUUUAGAGAUAUACCAAUCAACCAUUCAGAACUCGACAAAACACUAAAGAAGUCCAAUCGCCACAGUAUUCAUACAGAAUUUUGGCAGAAUAUAUUUUUAGAAAACUAUGCAGAACAAUCAGGACUGGCUUUGCAACCAGUGGAUAUGUUAA